Hyphopichia burtonii NRRL Y-1933 is the source of this 745-nucleotide messenger RNA. RefSeq names its product Rab family GTPase (gene YPT31). Gene Ontology annotation, biological process: exocytosis. Gene Ontology annotation, cellular component: recycling endosome. The record is from RefSeq and is a predicted model, not a curated record. The coding region runs from base 58 to 720 and encodes 220 amino acids. Lineage: Eukaryota; Fungi; Ascomycota; Pichiomycetes; Serinales; Debaryomycetaceae. Gene Ontology annotation, molecular function: GTPase activity; GTP binding. The transcript has a single exon.
CUUUUUUGUUCUGUUUGUUAUUUGUUUCCCUUUUUUCAAUUCUAAUAAUAUUUCAUAAUGGCUGAUAACACUGAUGAUUAUUCUUACGACUACGAAUACUUAUAUAAGAUUGUUUUAAUUGGUGAUUCGGGAGUGGGUAAAUCCAAUUUGUUGUCCAGAUUUACUAGAGAUGAAUUCAAUUUAGAAUCUCGUUCUACAAUUGGUGUUGAGUUUGCUACUAGAACUUUAGAAAUUGAUGGUAAACGAGUUAAAGCUCAAAUUUGGGAUACUGCUGGUCAAGAAAGAUAUCGUGCUAUUACCAGUGCUUAUUAUAGAGGUGCCGUUGGUGCUUUAAUUGUUUAUGAUAUUUCUAAAACUGAAUCUUAUGAAUCAGUUUCAAGAUGGUUGAAAGAAUUAAAAGAACACGCUGAUGCCAACAUUGUUAUUGAAUUAGUUGGUAAUAAAUCUGAUUUAGAUCAUUUAAGAGCAGUUCCAACUGAAGAAGCUAAAAAUUUUGCCAAUGAAAAUAGUUUAUUAUUCACCGAAGCCUCCGCUUUAUCCUCAGAUAAUGUUGAUUUAUCUUUCCACCAAUUAUUGAAAAAUAUUUAUGAAAUGAUUAGUAAACAUCAAUUGGAUACCAAUGAUAAUGUUGGUGGGAAUAAACCUUCUGGUGGCCCAACCAUCUCUUUAACCCCUGCUCCUCAAGAAAAGAAGAGUAAGAAUAACUCAAACUGUUGUUAAAGUAUAUUUUAUAUAUUAAAAAAAA